AACGCUGACCGCUCCUUCUGGGUGUCACGGCUGCCCUGCCCUUCCUAGAUAAUUGGCACCAAAUUCUCCUGAGGCUUGGGGGGGAGGGGGCCAGGGGUGUCAGAGGGACACUAGCUGGGGAUCAGGGGACUAAUAGGACCCUAGCUUGAUUUCUUCCUAUUCUCAAGUUCCUUUUUAUUUCUCCCUUGCGUAACUCGCUCUUCCCUUCUGCGCCUUUGCCUGUAUUCCCACCCUCCCUGCUACCUCCUGGCCACCUCACUUGCAGCCCACAGCUGUCAGCAGGGUCCCUAGCUCAUGCCAGCCUCAUCUCCAGGCAACAUGGGAGGCUCAGUCAGAGAGCCAGCCCUUUCGGUCACUCUUUGGUUGAGUUGGGGGGCAGUUCUGGGGGCUGUGACUUGUGCUGUCGCACUACUGAUCCAACAAGCAGAGUUGCAGAGCCUAAGGCGGGAGGUGAGCCGGCUGCAGCGGAGUGGAGGAGCUUCCCAGAAGCGGGGAGAGCCUCCAUGGCAGAGCCUCUGGGAACAGAGUCCUGAUGUCCUGGGAGCCUGGAAGGAUGGGGCCAAAUCUCGGAGAAGGAGAGCAGUACUCACCCAGAAGCACAAGAAGAAGCAGUCCGUUCUGCAUCUUGUUCCAAUUAACAUUACCUCCAAGGACUCUGACAUGACAGAGGUGAUGUGGCAACCAGCUCUUAGGCGUGGGAGAGGCCUGGAGGCCCAAGGAGACACUGUUCGAGUCCGGGACACUGGAAUUUAUCUGCUAUAUAGUCAGGUCCUGUUUCAUGAUGUGACUUUCACCAUGGGUCAGGUGGUAUCUCGGGAAGGCCAAGGGAGAAGGGAGACUCUAUUCCGGUGUAUCAAAAGUAUGCCUUCUGAUCCUGACCGUGCCUACAACAGCUGCUACAGUGCAGGUGUCUUUCACUUACAUCAAGGGGAUAUUAUCACUGUCAAAAUUCCUCGGGCAAACGCAAAACUUAGCCUUUCUCCACAUGGAACAUUCCUGGGGUUUGUGAAACUAUGACUGUGCUAUAAAGGUGGGGUUCCCAUUCCAAGAACUGGCUAGACAAAGGACAGCAAGUGGUCAAGAACCGUUCUCCUUGGUUUUGACGUCUUGACUGUUGUUCCCCGCUUUGCCUUUCCCGAUCCCACUAUCUGGGUUCUGAUUCCAUAGAUAUUAAAGAAGUAGAAUAUUUUGUGUCUAUCUCCCACAUGGCCCCAAAUUCUUUUGUUGUGUGUGUUAAAGGGGUUUUGUGCACUGUGCCAAGCCUUAUCCACUGGACUGCAUCCAGAACAGCACCACCAUCUAGAGGCAGUUUGAGGAAAGAACACGGUCUCUGCUAGGGAAAACGUGUCCCUCGGCCACAACUCUUCAAGCCCCCUGCUUCAAUGUACAAGAAGCCCGAUUUUCACUAUCUCACUAUUGCGUCCAAAUUCUUGUUACUGUCUAGAAAAAAAAUGUAUUUUAGGUGCCUCGACAUCCAUUCCAUUCAUGCUCCCCAUUCCCCUAGCAAACUUCCGAGCUGAACAUUGUGCUUCACCGCUUUAAUCCCAGUACUCGGAGGCCUAUUUCUAUGUUAGCGGUCAACUUGGUCUAAAUAGUGAGUUCCAGGCCAUCCAGGGGUUACAGUGGUUGAGACCCUGUUUCAAACAAACAAAUAAAAGACUCUACAAGA
Rattus norvegicus (Norway rat) is the source of this 1669-nucleotide messenger RNA. RefSeq names its product TNF superfamily member 13 (gene Tnfsf13). Gene Ontology annotation, biological process: immune response; signal transduction; positive regulation of isotype switching to IgA isotypes. The coding region runs from base 295 to 1017 and encodes 240 amino acids. Lineage: Eukaryota; Metazoa; Chordata; Mammalia; Rodentia; Muridae. The transcript has 6 exons. Gene Ontology annotation, cellular component: membrane; extracellular region. The record is from RefSeq and is marked validated. Gene Ontology annotation, molecular function: tumor necrosis factor receptor binding; cytokine activity.